GUGUCGAGUCUGGCGAUCGGCCCGCUGUGCCCGCCUUGCCCGCGCUGCCGCCGCCGCUGCUCGACGCAGGAGAGCGACGUGGUGACUGGAGCCCGGAGGAGAGCUCUGAGCGCCCAGCUCUGCCCCAGGAGCCCAGGCUGCCCUGUUGCCCGGUCGAUACCACAGGUGUGGAGCCAUGCGCUGUGUCCCGAGCGGUGGCGUCCCCUUGGGGCUGGUGUUGCUCGUCUGUGGGGCCCACGGCUUUUUCCUGCCCAAUGUCACACACUUAGAGAAGCUGCUCAGCAAAUACCAGCAGGACGAGCCUCACUCGCGCGCGCGGCGGGCCAUCCCCAGGUCAGACAAGGAGGAGAUCCUCAUGCUCCACAACAAGCUGCGGGGCCAGGUGUACCCGUCAGCCUCCAACAUGGAGUAUAUGACCUGGGAUGAAGAGCUGGAGAAGUCGGCGGCAGCCUGGGCCCACGAGUGCAUCUGGGAGCAUGGGCCCACCAGUCUGCUGGUGUCCAUCGGGCAGAACCUGGCUGUCCACUGGGGCAGGUAUCGCUCACCCGGGUCCCACGUGCAGUCCUGGUAUGACGAGGUGAAGGACUAUACUUACCCAUAUCCUCAUGAGUGCAACCCCUGGUGUCCAGAGAGGUGCUCGGGGCCCAUGUGCACCCACUACACACAGAUAGUAUGGGCCACCACCAACAAGGUCGGCUGUGCUGUGAACACCUGCCAGAGGAUGAACGUCUGGGGAGAUGUUUGGGAGAACGCGGUCUACCUCGUCUGCAAUUACUCCCCAAAGGGGAACUGGAUUGGAGAAGCCCCCUACAGAAACGGCCGGCCCUGCUCCGCGUGCCCGCCCAGCUACGGAGGCGGCUGCAGGAACAACUUGUGUUACCGAGAAGAGACCCAUGACCAAAAGCCUGAAACAGAUGAGAUGAACGAGGUGGAAACGGCUCCCGUCACCGAGGACAAACAUGUCUGGGCCCAGCCGAGGGGCAGCAGACCUACGAAGCCCAAAAAGACGAAAGCCUCCGCUGUCACUUACAUGACCCAAGUCGUCAGGUGUGACACCAAGAUGAAGGACAAGUGCAAAGGGUCAACGUGCAACAGGUACCAGUGCCCGGCAGGCUGCCUGAAAAACAAAGCAAAGAUUUUUGGAACUCUGUUUUAUGAAAGUUCAUCCAGCAUAUGCCGGGCUGCCAUCCACUACGGGAUCCUCGAUGACAAAGGAGGCCUGGUGGAUGUCACCAGGAACGGGAAGGUCCCCUUCUUUGUCAAGUCCGAGAGACACGGCGUGGAGUCUUUGAGCAAAUACAAAUCUUCCAGCUCAUUCAUGGUGUCAAAAGUGAAAGUGCAGGACCUGGACUGCUAUACCACUGUUGCUCAACUCUGCCCAUUUGAGAAGCCAGCGACCCACUGCCCAAGAGUUCGCUGUCCCGCGCACUGCAAAGACGAGCCAUCCUAUUGGGCUCCUGUGUUUGGAACCAACAUCUAUGCAGAUACUUCGAGCAUCUGUAAGACCGCGGUGCACGCGGGAGUCAUCAGAAAUGACAGCGGGGGCUUAGUGGAUGUGAUGCCGGUAGACAAAAAGAAGGCCUACGUGGGCUCGCUCAGGAAUGGAGUUCAGUCUGAAAGCUUGGGGACUCCUCGGGAUGGAAAGGCCUUCCGGAUCUUUGCUGUCAGGCAGUGAAUCUCCAGCACCAAGGGAGAAGGGGGCAUCUUCAAGAGAGCUUUGG
Molecule: messenger RNA, 1721 nt
Organism: Cynocephalus volans (Philippine flying lemur)
Lineage: Eukaryota; Metazoa; Chordata; Mammalia; Dermoptera; Cynocephalidae
Gene: CRISPLD2
Product: cysteine rich secretory protein LCCL domain containing 2
Exons: 15
Coding region: 176-1675 (499 amino acids)
Cellular component (GO): extracellular region
Source: RefSeq, a predicted model, not a curated record